UUAAAAAUGUCGAUAAAAGGGACUACCUUCAUGGAAUUUCUGCUGGAAAGCCACCCAAGACGAUUAAGAAGUAAACUCCAAGAGGAAGCAUUAGUGCACACAGAAUUGUUGAAUUCGUACUGUGAGGAAGAUAUUAAGAAACUUGUUUAUAAAGCAAGAGGAUUGAUGAGAGCUGUUAAAAGGACACAUUUAGUACCUCAAGACAUCACCCGAGCGAAUUACUGACUCAACAAUAGUACAACUAUCCUUUACCAGCCUCUAGAUUGAUAUAAAUACGUUGAGACAAGAGAUGGCCUUGAUUACUGCCUCCAGGAUUUAGAAAAGAUAUCUCUGGAUAGCGUACCAGACCCAUUAGAAAUCACUAACACUGGUGAGGUUCCUUUAUUUCCUUUGAAUCCAACGCUUGAUUGCCAUUUUGCACUGAUUGAUGGAAAAUAAGGUUGAAAUCCCUGAAACCCAAGAGGCUCCUGUGACUGAGGAAGAAGAUGAACUCUCACCAGAGAUAUGGAAGGAACAUCUAGAAUGAUUUCAUAAACCCUCACAAAUAAUCCCAGUUAUAGUAUGUACAAAAGCAAAAGAAUUUUAUGAUAAAUUCUUAGAAUCGCUUGUAGGUUAUAAAUCUCCUCCUUGGCCAAGUGCUAGGGAAGAAGAUAUUCCAAAAGAGUUUGAUCAGAUUUGAGGCCAACUAGUGAAGCAUUCCUACCUCUUACCCUUAAUUCCUAAGUUGCUCUAGAACUCCUCAAGGAUUUAACUGUUUACAACCCGGAUAAAGGGACUAUAUCUACUCAAAUCAGUGAUUUGAGCACUCUUCAGGCUCCUUGGAUUCCUGAUAUGGAUCUUGUAGCUAAAAUAUUGUACAAAAUAAUAAGCUUGUGAAUUGAUCACAGGGCAGAAGACAAUGAUGGCUUUCGGACAAGUACCUAUCGCAGAUUCUUUGUAGAAGCUUUGCUUGAUCAGAUCCUACCUAUCCUCUAUCAUUUCCUCAUUGGAGGUGCUUCCAAUGAGCCUAAUGACUGAGACGACCCUAAGCAGAGUCCAGGCUGGAAGCAAGCAAAGGCUUGCUUUAAACUCCUGUACUUCCAUUUUGGCAUCAAAUACCAGUCUGCGUUUAACCAGGUUUUGCAAGAUGUUAAAAUCGACUAAAAAAUUUUGAGGAUUUCAACAGUGAUA
Molecule: messenger RNA, 1170 nt
Organism: Moneuplotes crassus
Lineage: Eukaryota; Ciliophora; Spirotrichea; Euplotida; Euplotidae
Source: the annotation of a GenBank genome assembly